Molecule: messenger RNA, 3367 nt
Organism: Monascus purpureus
Lineage: Eukaryota; Fungi; Ascomycota; Eurotiomycetes; Eurotiales; Aspergillaceae
Source: the annotation of a GenBank genome assembly
CUCAACUGCAACUCCCAACCAUUGCUGUCAAGUGACAGCUUGCGUCUAGGUGACUUCUCUGGCAUACACGGGUCGGUUGCAUUAUUGCAACGAUUGCACCCGCAGAGGUUGGGUGUCUCUUGUUGACACUGUUACUCCAUCAUGCCCAAGAGCAGGCCUGCGUCCCCACGUUGGGCACUCUUGCUGUCCUUCGUGGUUCUAUUUGGAUGCUUUAUCAUACCUGCAGGUGAGAUCUAUCGAGGUUCGUGAUACCCCAUUGGCUCCGAGCUCUAACGGUGCCUCAGUCACUGUUGAACACGCCAACUUUAAGAAAUGCCACCAAUCCGGUUUCUGUAAACGGAACAGGGCGUACGCGGACGAGGUAUCUGCCCAAGGCUACUCUUGGAACUCCCCAUACGAACUCGACGCCGCUUCUAUUCGGUUCAAAGAUGGCCAAUUGCAAGGAACAGUUGUCAAAACGGUAUCCGCCAAUGAGAAGGUCAAGUUACCUCUCACGAUCUCUUUCCUCGAGUCGGGUGCCGCACGCGUUACUGUCGAUGAAGAAAAACGUCUCAAGGGUGACAUUGAGCUUCGGCAUGGUAGCAAGGUGCGCAAGGAGCGAUACAAUGAAGUCGAGAAAUGGGUUUUGGUUGGUGGCUUGGAGUUAAGCAAGUCUGCGACCUUGAAUCCCGAAACGGAGUCGGGUUUGACGAAGGUGCUAUAUGGCCCAGAAAAUAAAUUCCAAGCCAUCAUUCGCCAUGCUCCUUUUGAUGUACAGUUUCAAAGGGAUGGUCAGACCCAUGUCCAAUUUAACAACAAGGGUUACCUGAAUGUCGAACACUGGCGACCAAAAGUAGACCAUCCCGAAGGUGAUGGCGAAAAGGAGAAAGAAGAAACCUGGUGGGAAGAGACCUUUGGCGGAAAUACAGACUCAAAACCCAGAGGACCGGAGAGUGUAGGGCUCGAUAUCUCAUUCCCAGGCUACAGUCACGUUUUUGGCAUUCCAGAGCACGCAGACUCGAUGUCCUUGAAGGAGACCAGGGGUGGCUCUGGAAAUCAUGAAGAGCCAUAUCGUAUGUACAACGCUGAUGUUUUCGAGUACGAGACCAACAGCCCCAUGACGUUGUAUGGUUCCAUUCCUUUCAUGCAAGCGCAUCGCAAGGAUUCCACUGUGGGUGUCUUCUGGCUGAAUUCUGCCGAGACUUGGGUAGACAUUGUCAAGACGAAAUCCUAUCCCAAUCCGCUUGCCUUGGGCGUUGGCGCGAAGACGACCACUCAAACUCAUUGGUUCUCCGAAUCUGGCCGACUGGAUGUCUUCGUCUUCUUUGGUCCCUCACCACAGGAAAUUAGCAAGGCCUAUGGUGAACUCACUGGGUAUAGCCAGCUCCCUCAACAAUUUUCCCUUGGAUACCACCAGUGCCGCUGGAAUUAUGUUACCGAUGAGGACGUUAGAGAGGUCGACAGGAAGUUCGAUAAAUAUAAAAUCCCCUACGAUGUCAUUUGGCUGGAUAUCGAGUAUACAGACGGCAAAAAGUACUUCACUUGGGACCCCCUUACUUUUCCUGAUCCAAGAGGCAUGCAGGAACAGCUUGACGAAUCCGAGCGGAAGCUUGUGAUUAUCAUUGAUCCACACAUCAAAGUUGAGAGCGGCUAUCCGGUAGUCGAGGAACUGAAAAGUAAUGGAUAUGCCACCAAGAGCAAGGACGACAACAUCUAUGAAGGUUGGUGUUGGCCGGGCUCAUCUCACUGGGUGGACUGCCUGAAUCCCGAGGCCGCUAAGUGGUGGGCUGGCUUGUUCCCAUAUGACAAGUUUAAGGAUACGCUACAUAAUACCUUCAUCUGGAACGACAUGAACGAGCCAUCCGUUUUCAACGGCCCCGAAACCACGAUGCCGAAGGACAAUGUUCACCAUGACAACUGGGAGCACCGAGAUAUCCAUAACAUUAACGGUAUCGCCCUUGUCAAUGCGACAUAUAAUGGACUUCUUGAGCGCAAGAAAGGCGAAAUCCGACGGCCGUUCGUUCUUACACGAUCAUAUUAUGCUGGCGCUCAGCGGAUGUCUGCUACGUGGACGGGAGAUAACCAAGCUAGCUGGGAAUACCUGGCCAUCUCACUCCCUAUGGUUUUGAAUAACGGUAUUUCUGGAUUUCCCUUCAUUGGCGCCGACGUUGGUGGCUUUUUCGGCGAUCCCAGCAAAGAGCUCUUGACACGGUGGUACCAAGCAGGCAUAUGGUAUCCUUUCUUCCGCGGACAUGCCCAUAUUGAUACCCGUCGACGAGAGCCUUACCUGAUCGGCGAUCCGUACACGGCUAUUAUUGCACAAGCUAUUCGACUGAGAUAUCAGCUUCUGCCUGCCUGGUACACUGCGUUUCACGAAGCUUCCGUGAAUGGAACUCCAGUCGUGAGACCCCAGUUCUACGUCCAUCCGGCGGACGAAAGUGGCUUUGACAUUGACGACCAACUCUAUCUAGGAUCUACUGGCCUUCUCGCUAAACCAGUUGUAUCUGAAGGAGCGACUUCUGUUGACAUUUAUAUCGCUGACGACGAAAAGUACUUCGAUUAUUUUGAUUAUACUAUCUACCAGGGAGCUGGUAAAAGACAUACGGUUCCCGCACCUCUGGAAAAGAUCCCAUUGCUGAUGCAAGGUGGCCACAUUAUUCCUCGCAAGGACCGGCCUCGCCGCAGCAGCGGACUGAUGAAGUGGGAUCCGUAUACAUUGGUGGUUGCCCUGGACAAGAAUGGCAAGGCAGAUGGAACCAUCUAUAUUGACGAUGGGGAGACUUUCGACUAUGAGAGUGGAGCCUACAUUCAUCGUCGUUUUAGCUUCCAGGACUCCACCCUCUCAUCGGAGGAUGUUGGCACCAAGGGUCCCAAAACAGCUAAGUUCCUGAAGUCUAUGGAGGGUGUCAGGAUUGAGAAGGUGGUGAUCGUUGAUCCGCCCAAGGAAUGGCAAGAGAAGUCAAGCGUAACCGUGAUCGAAAACGGUGCGAAGGCAGCGUCUACCUCGCCGCUGGAAUAUUUUGCCCAGGAACGUGGAAAGGCGCCCUUUGCUAUACUGAAGGAUCCCAACGUUGGUAUUGGGAAUACUUGGAGCAUCGAGUUUUGAGAUGAAUCUCUCAUAGCGUUAGCCACCUUCACGCUGCUUUUUGGUUAGUUUCAACAUGUGGAUAUCAUUCACCCAGAGGGCUAUAUCCAGAAAUUCAGCAUUUACCUUCUAAUGUGUGAUAAAAAAGAGAGUUCUUGUAAUAAGUUCCAGGGAUGUGUCUCUCAGUCGAUUGCCAAGCAUUGGCAGAGUACAAGCUUUGGGUCCAUCAAGGCAGCUCUGCAUAGUACCCUGUCCAGUGUGCCUAGGCACUCUGUACGUCGUCUCCAAACAAGUAGCAAUGGG